CCCGCGCUCUCUCCCGACACACUUUCCAACUUGAACUUUCCACCUCCACAAACUUGUGCCAACUUUACAUAGUACAGUACAUCGAAACCCUUAUUUUUACUUACCAACCUGCCCACUUUCCACCGUUAAACCUAAAAACCUUAGCAAAGUCCAAGCUACAGUACUUCCAACUACACCUGGGCAUACUUGGGUACCUACAGUACUAGGUAGGCACGUACAGCGUACAGUACCUACCAGUGCUACCUACCUUACAUACAUACAGACCUACCUGCUGCCUACCUCGCUCCCUGCCUCCCUGCCAACAUCACCCCCAUUUACACACUCCACAACUCACACUCUGACAUCCCAUCCUUCACAUCCUCUAACAAAACCUACCCUAUUCUAUCACCUCCAAAAUUAUCACUUUUUCGUCUUCAUUACAGUCUGGAUCCUCAUCGUCUUCCAUCGCCUUUUCUAACUUUCGGCUACUUAGCACACACAUAUCGAAAAUGGCGACCGUGGAGAUGAGCCCCCAGUCUGCGCAUUCUCCCCCAGGAUCAGAGGCUAAGCGCCCCAGAGGUAUCCUGAAGAACUCCUACCAAAAAUCACCGCCGCCAGAGUCCCCUGUUAAGGAGAAGGACCUGUCCGACAAGGAAAUUACCAUUAUCAAUACCCAAACCAACGCUGGCCAUCGCCGUUCUUCAAGUGCUGCUAGUCGUCCAGCAGGAUCUCGCCGCCAAUCUUCUCUCCCCCCUGCCCAAGUUGGCGAUUUUAUCGAUGUGGACAGCAACCAGCGCCUAAAAUGGGACGAAGCGAAUCUCUAUCUUACUGAACAAGAGCGCACUGCCACCAUGAAGAUUACUGAGCCAAAGACUCCAUAUGCCCGUCAUUACGAGCCUUCGGAAGAUGAGGAUGAUGAGAUGUUGGAUGGAGAAAACUCGCGAAGGGAGGAAAUCCCUGGGCUAUCCCUUGGUGAACCAGAGGAAGAGGUCCCCGAAGACGAUUUUGGAUCCUCGCGCAAACAAAGCAAGGUCCAUGUUAACGACGAGGAUGCGACCCCACUACACGACGCCGAGAAUGAGUAUCUUGGCAUGACCCCCGAGGAACGCGAGAAGCACCGUAAGUUCGAGCUGCUACGAAAGAAACAUUAUGAAAUGAAGGACGUGGCCAAAUUUCUCGGCCACCCAGAAUCCCUCGACGAACUCGACGACGAAGAAGUGCCUGCUAUGCCAACUAUUAACGGUGCCAAGGUGGGGGCGGGCGACUAGAAAGGCGAGUUAAGUAACCUUUAUCCAAGGGCAUAUCCUUCUUUGCAAUAGAAAAACCGAGGAUAUUGGAACGAUGACGAAUAUUUGGUGAUGGUGAUAUGCAUGCUGGACGGAGUUCAUAGGCCGGGUGGAAUAUUUUUCCCUUGAUUUUUCU
Molecule: messenger RNA, 1401 nt
Organism: Hypoxylon fragiforme
Lineage: Eukaryota; Fungi; Ascomycota; Sordariomycetes; Xylariales; Hypoxylaceae
Exons: 2
Coding region: 489-1247 (252 amino acids)
Biological process (GO): regulation of signal transduction
Molecular function (GO): protein phosphatase inhibitor activity
Source: RefSeq, a predicted model, not a curated record